CCCGGGCAAUUCAAUCUCAUAAUGAUUAUGUGCUCAUGCGGGAUUAAAAUUAUUUGCCAAUAAAAAUCUUGUUUAAUCGUAAUCAAAUUUUUGUUAAAGCUUUGCUUUUCUAGUGCCUUUUAUUUAUACUAAUUCAACUAUCGAAGAAUGACUAUUAAGGCUGUAAUAUUUGAUAUUGGUGGCGUUUGUGUAGGAUCACCAAUGGCUGGUAUUCGUAAAUAUGAGAUUCAAAAAGGAUUGCCAAGAAAUUAUAUCAAUGUGGCCAUUGUCAAUCAGGGUGAAAAUGGUGCCUUUCAGAAAUUGGAAAGAGGGGAAAUCAAACUUGAACAAUUUUACAAGGAUUUCAGCUCGCAAUUAUCAGAUCCAGCGAACAAAGAGCAUUAUAAGAAAUACAUUGCAAAUUUAAGAGGAGGAGGAGCUGUACCAGAAACUAUUCCAGAUGUUUUGGUGGAUGGUAAAGCGCUCUUUAUUACCAUGAUGUCAGAAACAGCCAAGUUAGAUCCCCAUAUAUACACUGCAAUUCAAAAACUCAAAGCUAGCAAUCAUUUCAAACUUGCUGCUUUGACAAACAAUUUUGAAUUGCCAGAGGACGAUCUCAGAGAAGCCGAAGCAUUAGGUGCAUCAGCAACAGAGAAGCUACGCAACUUAUUUGAUUACUUUAUCGAAUCGCGCUUGAUAGGUUUAAGAAAGCCUGAUCCAAAAAUAUAUCAAUAUGCCUGCAAUUUAAUUGGCAUUAAACCGGAGGAGGCGAUCUUUUUAGAUGAUAUUGGUAUGAAUUUACGAUCAGCUCAUUCUCUGGGAAUGAAAACAAUCCAGGUAAAAAUAGGUUAUUCACGGGAGGCAGUUCAGCAGUUGGAAAAGUUGACAGGUCUUGAUCUGCACAGCAGAAAACACGGCACCAAUCUCUAAAAGCUAAUGCAUGGAAACAAUGCAGCAUCAUACACCACAUGCACUUUACGUCCAAUCCUAAGUAUUUCAUCUGCCUUGAAUAAUGAUGGCUAUAGACAACGCACAUGAAAAAAUAGGAGUGAUUUAGUUACUACUAUCAACACAGGCAAACUUUUUUCUUCGUGUUUAUCCUGUAUAAAUAAAUGCACUUGCGUGGAGAGGGGAAAUAAAAAAAGAAAAGAAAAAAACU
This is a messenger RNA of Mycotypha africana, 1138 nucleotides long. RefSeq names its product HAD-like domain-containing protein. The record is from RefSeq and is a predicted model, not a curated record. Bases 148 to 909 code for a protein of 253 amino acids. The transcript is spliced from 8 exons. Lineage: Eukaryota; Fungi; Mucoromycota; Mucoromycetes; Mucorales; Mycotyphaceae.